Schizosaccharomyces osmophilus is the source of this 1083-nucleotide messenger RNA. RefSeq names its product L-asparaginase. The record is from RefSeq and is a predicted model, not a curated record. Bases 1 to 1083 code for a protein of 360 amino acids. The transcript has a single exon. Gene Ontology annotation, molecular function: asparaginase activity. Lineage: Eukaryota; Fungi; Ascomycota; Schizosaccharomycetes; Schizosaccharomycetales; Schizosaccharomycetaceae.
AUGUGGAGUUCCAUCAUUGCUUUCUUUUUUUUCUCUGUAUCACUAUGCCAACCGACUUUGAUUUAUAAACGCUCUUACAAUACAUCGGACUUAGUUUCAUUUAACGCUUCGCUUCCCAAUGUCACUAUUUUUGCUAUGGGAGGCACCAUCGCUGGGUCUGCUUCAUCAAGCAGUGAGACUGCCGAUUAUACUGCUGGUGCGGUAGGCGUUAAAGCACUGGUUGAAGCAGUUCCCGCUAUAAAAAAUGUUUCAAAUGUUCGUGGGAUCCAGGUGACUAGCGUGGGCAGUGAAAACUUGACUCCUACAAACGUUUUAAAUUUGACUCAUUUGAUAUUGAAUGAAGUUGCCAAAGAUGAUGUUCACGGAGUUGUCGUAACACAUGGUACUGAUUCUCUCGAAGAAACCGCAAUGUUCUUGGACUUGACUGUAAACACUACAAAGCCAAUUGUGGUUGUUGGUUCAAUGAGGCCAUCUACUGCAAUUAGCGCGGAUGGCCCCAUGAAUUUGUUAAAUGCCGUUUCUGUGGCCGCCUCUGAUCGUUCUGUUGGAAGAGGCACAAUGAUCUUACUUAAUGAUCGUAUCGGAUCUGCCUUUUAUACAACGAAAACGAAUGGAAAUACCCUUGAUACUUUCAAAUCUUAUGAGGCAGGAUUCCUUGGUAUGAUUGUGGAUCAAAGACCUCAUUUCUAUUACACUCCUGCUACACCUGUUGGUAAAGUUCAGUUCGAUGUUAAAAACACCACGGUGUUACCGCAAGUUGAUAUUCUCUAUGGAUAUCAAGGAUUGAAUCCAAAAUUAGCAAAAUCCGCUGUAGACUUUGGUUCCAAAGGUUUGGUUUUAGCUGGCAUGGGUGCAGCUUCUUGGACGAAUCCUGGCAACGAAGUAGUUGAUGGGUUAAUUCGUAAUCAUAGUAUCCCGGUUGUUUACAGUCACAGAACUAUGGACGGAUAUUCUGAUUAUUCCUAUAAUGGAAUUCCCGCUUAUUUCCACAAUCCUCAGAAGGCUAGAUACAUGCUCAUGCUUGCUAUUAAUGCGGGUUACUCUAUUCAAAACAUAACUGACAUGUUCCAACUUGAGUUUUAA